Molecule: messenger RNA, 554 nt
Organism: Penaeus indicus
Lineage: Eukaryota; Metazoa; Arthropoda; Malacostraca; Decapoda; Penaeidae
Gene: mRpL42
Product: large ribosomal subunit protein mL42-like
Exons: 4
Coding region: 79-477 (132 amino acids)
Cellular component (GO): mitochondrial large ribosomal subunit
Source: RefSeq, a predicted model, not a curated record
CAUUUUGUCGUCUGUAACAACACUCGAAGGGGGAGGCAGGGACUCGCUCGCGUUAUUUUGCUUGUUAUUUCCCCUGUCAUGGCGUUAUUUACCUCAAGGACGACCAUUUUCAAGGCUCUGCUUGGGAAUGCGGAGAAGCUGCUUAUAUCAAACAGUUGCCGCCAGAUGUCAAAUAUCCAUGGUAGAGAAGAAGCGGUGGUUGUAACAGACGAUGGGGAAACCAUUGUUUGCUGGCAUCCGGAACCAAAGGUUCCUUAUCAUAUGACUAAGCCACUUCCAGAAAUAGCUGAGGAGUCCAACUCCAUACUGAAAGUUCAAAACAAAAAAGAACUGAAGCAAUUGUUCAGACGACAGCAUCCUUUCUUCAUCAACAAGGAACUUCGAGAACUCACUUUCACAACUAAACACCCAUGGUAUCCCAGACCUGGGAAACGAUUUGCUAAAAAGCAGCCACCAAGAGAUAGGGAAUAUUUGUAAGAAAGGGAACUUAAAACUUUCUGGUAUUUUGUACAUACUUUAUGUAAUAAAAUCUUUUGAGUAAUGUACAUAGAGAA